AUAAAUUGACCGGAAAUGACGAUCGUCUGUAUUGUUGCAGCCUCGAAAUUCCAAGAGAACCUAUUGAAAACGAUGAUACAGAUUGAGAACACGUUCUUCGAACUCGGCAGAACUAGUCAGAGGAAUUGUCUGAUAAUCUGCGAUCGAGGAGCCAUGGACGCUAGUGCAUUUAUAUCGAAGGAGAAAUGGGAGGCGAUACUUGCAUCUAACAACUGGAAUAAUGUCGAACUACGCGACAACAGAUACAACCACAUCAUGCAUAUGGUAUCCGCUGCUAACGGAGCUGAAGACUUCUAUUCCACGGAGGAUCAUGCUUGCCGAUCUGAAGGAGUGGAACUCGCCAGAGAGCUGGACUACAAGGCGGCCGCCGCUUGGAUCGGUCACCCGUACUUCGACGUGAUCGACAACUCGACGGACUUCGAUAAAAAGAUGAAUCGUUUGAUCGCGUGCGUCUGCCAGAAGAUCGGCAUCGAUACCGGCGACCGGCUCAACGUCAACUCGAAGAAGCGCAAGUUCCUCAUCAAGGCGCCUCUCGCUCCCGACUCUGAGUUCCCGCCCUUCCAAGACUUCGAUGUCGUUCACAACUACCUGCAGAGCGAUUUGCGUAAAGCACAGGUCCGGCUACGUAAACGCGGACAGAAGGGACACUGGUCGUACAUACACACGUUAAGGAAGUUCCACCCCACCAACGGACAGUCCGUCGAGGUCCGCACGCAACUGACGCACCGAGAUUAUUUGAAUCUGUUGCCGCAGCGCGAUGACGCUCAUCUGACCAUCUUCAAGAAGCGUCGUUGUUUCAUCUACAACAACCAGUAUUAUCAGUUGGACAUUUACAGGCAACCGACGCAUCCCAGAUGUCGCGGUUUGGUUCUCCUAGAAACCUACAGCGCUGCUUACGAUCAGACCAUUUUGCUGGCUUCAUUACCCAAGUUUCUGACCAUUGAGAAAGAAGUCACCGGAGAUCCAGCAUAUUCAAUGUACAAUCUGUCAUUGAAAGAAGAUUGGAAGACCUCGAAAAGGUACUACGCUGGCACUGAGUGCAAUGGUCACACUAAGUUGACCAACGGUCAUGGCAACCUCAAAAUUUGCCAUUCAAAGAUGAACGGUCAUAGUGAGGAGAAAAUCGGGCUCGCCUGUGACAAAAUCAACGGUUGCGAGAAAUCUGAAGUCAGGAAAACCAACGGUCAUCAUCACGUCAACGGUCACGGCGUGAAAACCGAUCGAAACGGUAUCACGAGAAACGGUAACGCCCACACCAAUGAACUGCAAGACAUCAAACAAAGAAUUGAUCUCGGGUCGCCAAAGAUUCAAAAGGUCGCCGUAAAGAUUUAAUGUGCGCGUAAUUUAUUCUUUUAGUUUUACCUAUUAUCUUAUGAAAUUCCACUAUAUAACUUUGAACUCACGAAAUUAAAUUAUUAUUUUGGAACUAAGAACGCUACUGAAAUAUAUUUAUUUUCGAAGCGUGUCGAAUACCGCGUAAUGCGCUUAUCAUGAUGAUAAACAAUUAUUUCAUAAUAUCAAUUAUUUUCAAUGCGAAAGCGACAUAAUAUAUUUGAAUACAUGGAACAUACAAUGUUCAUUUAAAAUGGGACAGAAAAUUAAAUUUUAAACAAGAUAAUGAAUUGAAUACAAAACUUGAAACACAAAUCAUAUGUAAACAAUGAUUUCGUAUUAAAUAUUUUCAAUGUCAGAGUCAAACUGUAAACCAUGUAAUAUAUUGAAUAA
This is a messenger RNA of Bombyx mandarina (wild silkworm), 1725 nucleotides long. RefSeq names its product TRPL translocation defect protein 14. The record is from RefSeq and is a predicted model, not a curated record. Lineage: Eukaryota; Metazoa; Arthropoda; Insecta; Lepidoptera; Bombycidae.